AUGAGCGGAGAACGAGAAGGAAAAUACAAGACCCAAAGGAAAAGAGGGACAAUUUACAGCACCGAGGAGGAGGAGAACAACUAUGAAGAGAACGACGAUGCUUCACAUGGGUUCCAAACAGCCCUGCCAUCGUUCCAGACGCCCCCUUCCCGAAGUCCAGGCGGUCAACCCCAGGCUUCACACGUUCUGAGCUCCAUUGGGAACGCGUUAGACGACAACAGCCAGGCUAACUUUUGA
Molecule: messenger RNA, 237 nt
Organism: Penicillium cosmopolitanum
Lineage: Eukaryota; Fungi; Ascomycota; Eurotiomycetes; Eurotiales; Aspergillaceae
Exons: 1
Coding region: 1-237 (78 amino acids)
Source: RefSeq, a predicted model, not a curated record